AUGAACACUGAUAACGACGUCGUUUCCCUUACCAACCUCCCAGCCCAGCGCUGUGUGUCCGUAGUUUCCUCUCAAGGAAGUGGCAGCUCCGACAACUCUGUGUGCUCUGGUGCCGACACUACUACUGAAAGUCCCUUUAUGACAUUGGUGGAUGCUGCUACCUCCAUCCUGGACCGAAAAGCAAUCGCCGUCGAAGCCGCCAAGGCUGCGGCUCCUGUUUCUCCCUCCUCUCCCAAGAUUCCUUUAGCCGUAGAAGUCAAGUCUCCCGCCAGUCCUACAAGUGCCAGAGCAGCGCCCAAGGGCAAGGAUGAUUGCAACAAGAAGCAAACCUUUGCCGAGCUGUUGAUGACUGUGCUGGAAGAUCCGGCUCACCAAGAUAUUAUGACGUGGAUGCCUGAUGGAAAAGCCUUUACCAUUAGGAACCACAAGAGGUUCACAAUGGAGUUGAUGCCCAAACUGUUCAACAUUCGCAACAUGUCUUCCUUUGUGCGAAAGUUGGGCCGAUGGGGAUUCCAACGAGUGCACGAGAAGGAAACUCGCAACUCGGACAUCUUCAAGCACAAGAACUUUCAGCAAGGCAACUGGGAGCUCUGUAAGAGCGUCAAGUGCGUGGGACGUCUUUUCGGAGCAAGCAACAAGGCGUCUCCUGCAUCUCCCAGCAAGAACGUCAUUGACCUGGUCAACAACACUCCUGGACGUGUUCCUCUUCCAUCUCCAGCUACGCGAUCGCCUAGCAUGGUUUCCAGGAUUCCAAGUCCUCCAAUGCUCGUCACGCCUCCUACUGGUGACAAGGCUCUGCUACGCUUGGAACACGCCCGCCGCUGGUCGGCUCACACUCGAACUUCAAUUUUCCGAGGUGGCAAGGAACUCGACAGCAUGACCAACGAAGUUGUGGAAGCAGCCAUCGAGACGUUGCGUCGUGAUGAAGAAACCUUGCGUGGUGCCAGUUCUUCUGGUAAUGCCAGCGGCGACGAUGACGACGAAGAAGAAACUGUGAUUGUCGCCAUGCCCAAAAAGUACCUCCAAUCUCGCCGUGCCCCUCCUGGAAUGCGCGUCUUGUCUUCCCGCAACGGCAGCUUUACAUACCAUCCCUAUGAUGCCCGACGAUCAUCAUAUCAUCAACAGCAGAGAGCUCGAGGACCACGAUCGUCGUUAGUCAUGACUCGUCCCGUGCAACUCAACACUCGCCCAACCCAAAGCGGUGCUGGACCAGCCCCCGCCGGUCCAACCACUGCUGCCCCCGCCAUGAUGAUGGCGCCAUAUGGUGGAAGACCUGUGCCCCAGGAAUGGGCCAUAAGCCGUAGCACCAGCUACCCUUCGCCUUCGCACUACCGAUGA
This is a messenger RNA of Seminavis robusta, 1338 nucleotides long. Lineage: Eukaryota; Bacillariophyta; Bacillariophyceae; Naviculales; Naviculaceae. The record is from the annotation of a GenBank genome assembly.